This is a messenger RNA of Guillardia theta CCMP2712, 711 nucleotides long. RefSeq lists its product as hypothetical. The transcript is spliced from 9 exons. The record is from RefSeq and is a predicted model, not a curated record. Bases 1 to 711 code for a protein of 236 amino acids. Gene Ontology annotation, biological process: transmembrane transport. Gene Ontology annotation, molecular function: transmembrane transporter activity. Lineage: Eukaryota; Cryptophyceae; Pyrenomonadales; Geminigeraceae.
AUGUGCGGGGCAUACAUAGCGCCCGUCCAGCCGUACCUUGUACGAUCAAGCUUCCACCAGCCUGUUUGCCCCGACCUUGUGAUCUCUUCCAAUAUGAGCGUCUCUAACUCAUCCGGAUAUUCGGUAGAAGCUUCACAGGACAGUCUCAAGGGAAUCUUUUCUUUCGUCGGGUCGCUCAUGGCGGGCCAGCUUUCCGAUGUGCAUGGCAGAAAAACAGUGAUCAUGGUCGGCCUGUUGGGAAACAUCAUUCCAUAUCUUGCACUGACCGCUACCUGCUUGUCCUCAUGGUUUGUGAUCCUUAACGUCGCUGCGGGACUGAGCAGUUCUGCAGUGAAUGUUGGAAUCCUCUCAUAUAUUGCUGAUUGUACAAGACAAGACAAGCGCACAGCUGUAUACGGAUAUCUUUCUGUUUGUUCUGUCGUCUUCUUGCUAGUUGCAAGCCCCCUUGGAGGCCUGAUGUCCUCUCUGUGGAAAAACGGGCAGGCGAGGAGCUUCUACUUCUCAGCAUUUGUGCUCGCUUGUCUGCCCUUGCUCGUCUCGUUUUUCCUCAAAGAGCCCGCGAUUAAGGCUCGAGCAUAUCAGCAACACCAGGACUGCAGCUCAGAAGAAGAGGUCCAUGCAUGGAAACCGUAUUGUGAAUCGAGGAAUGUUGUGAUGAUGGUCAUGGCGCUUGCAAUCAACAUGGCAGGAGCGGCAGAGAGGUCAUUCUGA